This is a messenger RNA of Cajanus cajan (pigeon pea), 519 nucleotides long. The record is from RefSeq and is a predicted model, not a curated record. NCBI's taxonomy places the organism in Eukaryota, Viridiplantae, Streptophyta, Magnoliopsida, Fabales, Fabaceae.
UUUGCCUACAACAUUAAACUCUUCCUUUUUCUCACAACUUUCUCUCUUUCGAGGUUUGUGGAAUAUUGCAUAUCUCAUUUGUGUGUGCACAAGAACAUGGCUAGCGGUAGCGGUGCGAAGAAAACAAAGGAAGAUAAGUCUGAUAUUAUCUAUGUCAAUUUAUCAAUUGUCUUUCAGGAUGGGCAUAGAUUGUACUUCAAGGUUCAUCAGGAUUUGCAGUUAAGUAGGGUAUUCAGAGAAUUCUGUCAGCGACAGAAAUUGGAUUAUGAUGGCUUGAAAUUCAUAUAUGACGGUGCCCAGGUUAAAGGAACUCAAACCCCAAAAAUGGUUAACAUGGAAGAUGGUGCUGAGAUCUUUGCCGCGAGACACCAACUUGGAGGAUAGAAAAUGGUCUCUCAGUAGUGUGAGGGUAUUAUAAUUAGGAAAUUAUGAUUGUUAUAUUAUUUUUUGUUUGCUUAAUUGUUAUAGUAUUAUCAGAAUAAGUCUGCUUGUAUAUCAAGCAUAUAUGUUAAACUUGAA